Molecule: messenger RNA, 483 nt
Organism: [Candida] anglica
Lineage: Eukaryota; Fungi; Ascomycota; Pichiomycetes; Serinales; Debaryomycetaceae
Source: the annotation of a GenBank genome assembly
AUGAAUCUUGAAGAACAAGCGGCCGAACGUAAAGCUAGAAUAGCAGCAUUACGUGAACAGAGAAAGAAAACUAAUGAACUGGCCAUAUCUACGGGGAAUAAUUUGACUUCCAAUGUCCAUCCUGUCGUCAACAUCGUUAAAAAUGAGACUGACCUUUUGAAUACGGAAAAAAAUGAGCCAAACAAGUCAUACACGAAUGGAAAUAUCGAGGAUGACGUUUCAGCUUCUUCUGAGAGACCAUUAUUGAGAAUAUCAGCAUCAGAAACUGUUGAAGCAAUUGCUGAGAAAGAACAGCAGAGAAUCUUUGCUCAGUUCCAUCGUCGUGCUCUUGAAGCUUCACUUCAUGAGACUGAAGUUGUUAAAGUUGAUAGAAUGAGGUGUAAUGUAGAUCUCAAAGAAGACUUGGCUCUUUAUUUUGAAGAAGCCAAAGAGAAGACGGACCAAGCUAUUAGAAAGAUUCUUCUUGAAAAGACUUCAACCUGA